AUGGCUGAAGCUCUCACAACAAACAUUGACUCUUUCAACUGUCCAAUUUGUCUGGAUGUACUUAAGGAUCCAGUCACCAUUCCAUGUGGACACACUUAUUGUUUGGACUGCAUUAAAUGUUGCUGGGAUCAGGAGGAUGGUAAAGGCAUCUACAGCUGCCCACAGUGCAGAUGGACAUUUCUGCCAAGACCCCUUCUCUGUAAAAACACUCUGAUUGCUGAGAUGAUGGAGGACUUUAGGAAAACUGGACUCCAAACUGCUACUCCUGGUCAGUGUUCUGCAGGACAUACAGAUGAGAAUCGGCACAGCUGCACUGGGAACAAACUCAAAGAUGUUAAGGAGCGACGUUGCAGUAGCAGCACCAGGGUCUCAGCAUGGUCUCAAGCUGAGCACUCAGACCAAACAGAUAAGCUUUGUGAGCUGCAUGGAAAGCCUGCAGCAAUCUUCUGUCGCACAGAUCAAAGUUAUAUUUGUUCAUUGUGUAUGGUGGAGGACCACAAAAAGCAUGACAUCCCAAAUAAAGACAAGCCACAGAGACUGAUCUUCAGGAGACAAACAUCUGCAGCAGAAAGUGAUUGUGUAUCUACACUGACAUUUGCACCUAAAAGGUCAACUUUGCGCAAACCUGCCGUCAGACCACCACCUCCACCAAGGAUUCAAAAGACUUCUAAGGUGCCAGAGGGGGGUGGUAAAGAGAUAAAUGCGUUUUGGAAGAACCUGUCAGAUCAUUCGUCAUCUAAACUGAGGAGAUGGCUUGAAAGUGAAAAACAGCAGUCAGUAAACUGUGUGAGGCUGGUCCUGAUUGGAAAGACUGGAGUUGGAAAGAGUGCUACAGGAAACACCAUCCUAGGAAGGAAAGAAUUUGAUUCCAUUGUUUCAACAGUUUCUGUCACGACAAAAUGUAAAAAAAGCACAGCUAUGAUUGGUGCCAGAAUGGUGCAGGUAAUUGACACCCCAGAUCUUUUUGAUACGACUGUCUCAAAUGAGAAGAUCAAAGAAGAGAUUGUGAAAUGCAUCACCAUGUCCUCACCAGGUCCCCAUGUGUUCCUGCUGUUGGUCUCUGUUGGACGCUUCACCCAAGAGGAUAGGGAGACAGUGAAGAUGAUCCAGGAGAUCUUUGGAGAGUACUCCAAAGCGUACACAAUGGUGGGAUUCACUAGAGGAGACGAUCUUGGGGAAUGCACAAGCAUAGAGGAGUAUAUUCAGUCAGGCCAUAAUGAGAUGAGGGAACUCAUACAAGAAUGUGGGGGAAGAUACCAUGUCUUCUACAAUAAGAGAAAUAACAAUGAUUAUCAGGCCAGCUCUCUGCUGGAGAAAGUUGACAAGAUGAUCCACCAAAAUGGAGGAGGAUUCUACACCACAGCCAUGUAUGAAGAGACAGAAGCAAACAUUACAGCAAGAGAGAUGAUGCUUUUACAUAAAAGAGUGGAGGAAUUGAAGCAAAGUAAAGUGAUCUAUUUUGCACGCUACAAUGUAACAACUGUAGCCCAGCCAGUAGAGGGUGAGAAGACUCUAAACAAUGUGAGAGGUGAACUUGUCAAAUCAAGUGAGAAGGAGAGGUCCACGCCGGGGAAAUUAAGGCCCCAUAGGAAUAUGGAAGACAUGGAAGAAAAUAUCUUAUCUGAACUGGCCAAGAGUCGUGAUGUCAUCCGGGAACAGGCUGAGAAGGAUGAAGCCAAAGCCACUGCCAAAACUUUAAAAUUAACACGUUUUAGAUGCUCCAUCUCAUAAGAUCUGCCAGCAUGGCAGCACAACAUUUUGGGUGUGCCACUAAUCUAGUCUUGUG
Alosa alosa (allis shad) is the source of this 1786-nucleotide messenger RNA. RefSeq names its product immune-associated nucleotide-binding protein 9-like. The transcript has 6 exons. Gene Ontology annotation, molecular function: GTP binding; zinc ion binding. The record is from RefSeq and is a predicted model, not a curated record. The coding region runs from base 1 to 1731 and encodes 576 amino acids. NCBI's taxonomy places the organism in Eukaryota, Metazoa, Chordata, Actinopteri, Clupeiformes, Clupeidae.